This is a messenger RNA of Neurospora tetraspora, 3632 nucleotides long. RefSeq lists its product as uncharacterized. Gene Ontology annotation, molecular function: protein binding. The coding region runs from base 324 to 3323 and encodes 999 amino acids. The transcript is spliced from 4 exons. The record is from RefSeq and is a predicted model, not a curated record. NCBI's taxonomy places the organism in Eukaryota, Fungi, Ascomycota, Sordariomycetes, Sordariales, Sordariaceae.
CUCAAAAGCUAAAGACUAUAAAAGACACCACAACACCACCAAGACCACUUCUCUAUCUUCAUAUCUGCAAGUUCUCCUCCAGUAUUCGGUUCUUUGUACACGGUACGGAUAUCAUCGAUUUUUCACCAAAUCAGGAUUCGAUCGUGACUUCAUUUGCCCGUGGUAGCCACACCUCAACCGCCCCUCUUCCCUAGUGUUGCAUGUGGCGACCUCGUCUCCCUGUCUAUCUGGGCAACAACUUCCAAGUCUUGAUACUGCCGUCGGCGGCUGGUAAUGCAUCACUACAGCUACUGUGAUAGGCGUACCUGCGUAUCGUUGUCACCAUGUCAUUCGUGAAGCUAUCAAAAUGCCCAUCGAACCCCGAGAUCCCUUCCUUUCACCAUGUUCGCCCCAGGUUCCACCACAACAACACUCAUGAUCGAAUCCGUGAAGGCUCCGACAGACAUCCCUCACUUUCUAUGAUGACUGGGAAGAUCAAGAAGGGCAGGAAAUCAGUAUUCAAAGAAUUGGACCUGGACACCGAUCAACCUUUCCACCACUACCCAGGCGAAAGAGAGUUCGGCGAGAUCACCGGACUUCGUACAGACAACGAGAGUGACGACGGCACCAGUUACAGGCAAUCUGGGUCCAUGAAAUCGCCAACAACACCAACAUCGCCCUCGUCUAGAAGACCUUGGUAUUCGAAACUUAGUCCAGGAAAAAGACCACGCAUCAGCUCGACUUCCAGUGCGCCACCUCCUGGCAUGUCGAGCUUUACCAGGCUUACAACGCUUGCCUUGUUCAUUGCCGUGGUGAUACCGGGCUUCAGUUACUACAACGGUCGUGAAAAGGUGUCACUCAGUGGGGCCGAUGCUGGAGUGAUUCGAGAAGUGGUACAACCAAGCGGCCCUAUCCUCGAACCAAGGGCAGAUAGCUCAACCGAUUACUGCGCGAGAUGGGCAGGACAAAGCGCUUCGGUCAACGGGACAUUGUACCUCUAUGGUGGUCAGUCCAAAACAUCCCCAGACCAGACUACGGAUACCUGGAAUAACGACUUCUACGUUCUGGAUCUCACAAAGUCAUGGGAUACCGGUUCACCACGACUGCGGGGACUACCCAGGCCUUCAGGACCCCCUGCCGUGUCGAUGGGAUACCUCUGGAAUGACUACAACAAUCUUUACCUGUACGGUGGUGAAUUCGCUGACAACCCCUAUGCCGAACCUACCGAAGAGUCCAUCUGGAAGUACGACAUCAAGAACCAAAAGUGGACAGAGUACAAGCAACCAAAAACUUCUGCCGGCAAGUACUCGACCCAGGGCGACCUGCUUGUCCAGAGAUCGGCUGAGGGUUCUGGUAUCUCGGUGCCUGAAAUGGGAUUAAGUUGGUAUUUCGGUGGCCAUCUCGACCUCGCAACAACGCCUGGAUGGUCGAAUCAGAUACCUCGGGUCUAUUUGAAGAGUCUCCUCGAGUUUACACAUCCGGGAUACAACAACGAGGCCGUCUACGGGUUAGAGGACAAGGGAGCGGGCGAAUGGGGCGCCUUUAGGAACAUUACCGAAGGCGGUCUCCAAACAGACCAAGUUUUCCACGAACGCGCAGAUGGUGCCCUGGUAUACGUGCCAGGCUGGGGUGAGAAGGGUAUCCUUAUUGGCCUGGCGGGUGGUACGGCUGAUGAGUUCUCCGACAACCUCGAGGUUUUGGAUGUCUAUGAUAUCGCCAGCUCGGAAUGGUACCACCAGAAGACCAGCGGAGAUGCGCCAUCGGUACGAGUUAAUCUUUGUGCUGUCAUUGCUUCAGCACAGGACUUCUCAAGCUUCCAGAUCUAUGUGUUCGGCGGUCAAAAUCUUCAACCAGCUAAAGAACAAACGCAGUACUCAGACAUGUACAUCCUUUCCAUCCCAUCCUUCACCUGGGUGAAGGUCUCCGACGACGACGAUGAACACAAACCUUCGGCCCGCGCCGGCCACGAAUGCCACCUCCGUGACGGCCAAAUGAUCGUCGUCGGCGGCUACACCGGCGGUCAAACAUGCGACUCGCCCGGCAUCUAUGUAUUCAACGCCACCUCCCUCACCUGGCAAUCCUCAUUCAAAGCCCUCGACCACGACCCCGACCUCCAUCCCGAAAACUCCGUCCUCGGCAACUCCUUCGGCUACCAAGUCCCCGCCCCAGUCGCCAGCGUCAUCGGCGGCUCCGGCUCCGGCGGCGCCACAGCCACCCAGCCCGCCGCGGGCUCCGCGACCGCCGGCCCCUUCGCAACCGGCAAAUCGCCCGUUCUAACCAUCACCGCCACCGCAUGGGGCCCCGGAGCCACCACCACCGCCAAACCGGGAGACCCGGGCAACCCCAACACCGAAACAAAAGGCAAGGACCGCAAGGCGGGGCUCAUAGCUGCCGGCGUCAUCGCCGGCCUCUUGGGUCUCCUCGCCAUCUACCUCGGCUACUGCGCCUGGCUCUACCGCCGCCAGGUGCGCGCCUACAAGACCCAUCUGGCCGUGGCCAACCGGUACUCCACCCCUCACCACCCCGGCGCUUCGACCGCCUCUGGUCUGGCCGCUUUCUUCGGCUUCGGCAGCGUCGGGAGAAAGACGAGCAAGCAGAGCCGCAAGUCUGCUACAACCGAUCCCCUUAACUCCAACGGAGCAGCAGCAGCGGCCGGAACAGCAAGUAACCGACCAAUCUCCCCCUCCAACAGCUCCAUCAUCUCCUACUCCUCAAAUAAUUAUUACGGCUACGGCGGCAUCCCCCCCAUGGUGGAACCCAAGAUGCUUUUUGAAGACGGCGGAGGUGACCUGCAAAGCCAUGCGGAGUCUGCCGGGUACGGAAGUAGUACUCGUACCUCGCACACUGCUUCUCGCGGCGGCUAUCCCCGCCCAUCCCUCGGCUCGUCACCUAUGCCACCUAUGCCGGCACCCGCCGCCGCAGGAGGGGGGGUUAUAUCCUCCUUCGGUACUUCCCCUGGCUCCUACUCGCCGUGGACUGAAGUCUCCAUGUCCAUGUCAGGACUGGGCUCUUCUGGAACGGGAACCACGCCUGCUACUUUAAGUAGCGAUCCUAGCCCCGGUACUGGGACUGGAGGAACUGUCCCUGGAAAGGUUAUUCAUGUUCAUGGUCAUGAAGAAGUUGCUGCGGGAGACGACGGGGGGGAAUUCUACGACGAAGCAAGGGGUAGUGGUAGUGUAUCCUCGACGGAGAGGCUGCUAGAGGGCGUGGAACCGAGUUUCUUUAGUGUGGUGAUGGGGCCGAGGAGGGCGUUGAGGGUGGUUAAUGGGUUGGAGGAGGAGUUGGAUGAGAAGAAUGGGGGUAAUGUACUGCAGAGGGGGGGUCAGGCGAGACGGGGGUCUUGAGUUUAUUAAAUGACGGAAUGGAAUCACGCGUACACGCAAGGAAGGAUAAGUUUGUUGUUAUUGCUUGGUUGAUUUCUUCUUUGUUCUUUGAUAAUAUCACGGUUGCUCGCUCGUUGAAUAGCUUUGCUUGAUACCCAUUAUAGUCAAAAUCGCCUAUAUGUAUUUAUAUGCCUAGUUGUCAUAUUCGUUACACUAUACUGAUAUCCUCCCUUAGUUGAGCUCUCGCUCCAAGCCUGCGUUGGUAUCUACCCGUCAAAAUGCAUCAUGCUCCAAAAAUCGAGAAAACCGAGGAGACGCCUUAUGUACAGA